This is a messenger RNA of Colletotrichum truncatum, 2055 nucleotides long. Its product is annotated as tannase and feruloyl esterase. The record is from RefSeq and is a predicted model, not a curated record. Lineage: Eukaryota; Fungi; Ascomycota; Sordariomycetes; Glomerellales; Glomerellaceae.
AUGAAGGGUCUCUCGACUUUGUUCACGGCGGUGCAGUUGUCAAGCUGGACGUCCCCCGUCCGCGGCGCGACAACAGAGGCUUCAAACCGCUGCUCACCGGAAACGUUCCGCUUCCCCACGCUCGAGGGCGCUGAUUUUGCCGGCUUGUCUGCGAUACCCGUCACGGACCUCGAGUUCAAAGCCGUGACACCAGAGGGGCGCGCAGCCAUCCCGAGUUCGGGCAUCACCUUUUGCAACGUCACGGUCAAGUACGUUCACAUAGGUUAUGACGACCUGACGCAGGUACAGAUCUGGUUGCCGUCGGCCGAGCGGUGGAAUGGACGGUUCGUGGGCGUUGGCGGAGGCGGCUACUCAGCCGGGCAGUUUGGAAGUGAAAAGGUCGUGGCGACGUUGGCGAUGGGGUAUGCAACUAGUUCAACGGAUGCUGGCCAUGACCAUACGACAUGGGAGAAAGCGUCGUGGGCGUUGAAGCGGGAUGGUUCUGUCAACGAGAGGUUGCUGACAAACUAUGCUCAUGUUUCGGUGCACGAUAUGACGGUCAUUGCCAAGGGGGUCGUCGAGCAAUAUUACGGCCAGGCUCCCGAGUAUUCUUAUUGGGAUGGCUGUUCGACAGGCGGGAGACAGGGUAUUAUUGAAGCACAGCGGUACCCGGCCGACUAUGACGGAAUCCUCUCCGGAGCGCCAGCUGUCAAUCAGCCAAGCCUAAUCAUCAGCACGUACUGGCCGCAGUUUGUCAUGAACCAGAAGGGCGUGUACCCGCACAUUUGCGAGAUGAUUUUCAUGACGGUGUUCGCGGUUGAAGCAUGCGACGAGCUCGACGGAGUCAAGGACAACAUCAUCGCGAACCCGGACAAGUGCUCCUUCGACCCUGCGAGCGUCGUUGGGAGGGAGCUGGAUUGCGGAGACAAAACCAUGAAGAUGUCGGCGGCGACGGCCGAAAUCGCGAAGGAGAUAUGGAAGGGUCCCCACAAUGCCGAAGGCACGCCGCUCUGGCUUCCAAAGGGGUAUCCAAUAGGGGCCCCAUUUACUGGGCGGUUCGGUCUGGGGAAUGUCAACUGCAGCUUGCCAGAUCAACCUUGCACCGGACACCCGUUCCUGAUGUCGGUGGAGUGGAUCCGCAACCUCGUGCACAAGGACCCUGAUUAUGACGUGAAGGGGAUGCGGCUCGCCGAUCUGGAGGCGGCUUUCACUCAAAGCCGGCAAGAGUACGACGGACUCAUCGGAGCGAACGAUCCAGACCUGUCUGAAUUCAAAAGACUUGGGAAAAAGAUGAUUAGCUGGCACGGCCUGGCCGACGAAUGUGUAACGAUGCGGACGUCGAGAGAUUAUUAUGACCAGGUGUUGAGGAGAGACGGAGAUGCUCCGAAAUACUAUCGCCACUUUGAGGCGCCUGGGGUGUACCACUGCUAUGGAUUGAACGGAACAUUUUAUCCGCUAAAGGGGCUCGAGGCGCUACGAGCGUGGGUUGAGGAGGGGUUGUUCCCCGAGACGCUAGAUGGGUAUAAGCUUAGUGGAGGAAACGACAGCGAGGCCUCGACAAGGCCGUUGUGUGCGUACCCUGCAGAGAUUCGCCACGGCGCAACUCAACUGCUGCGCUUGACUGAGAAGUUCCCUGGUUACAAUGGGUCUGGUUUGGAUGGCGGUUAUGAGACUGCCAACGACCAGGCACUGCCCAGCGAUAGCGACAUCCGCGCCAUGACAAGGUUAUCCCACGGCAUCGCCCGCGACAUCAGCCAGAUUAGAGCCCUACGUAAGGAAGAUCCAAGCUAUCACAAGCGAAGAGCUAGCGAACUGCUGCACAAUGCCAUGGGCCCGCCGUCGGUGAGCCGCACGAGGGUCGUGCCUGACUGUGUCAGCACCGCCGGACGCGGUAAAACCCACCGCCAGGUUGAGUUCUCCUGCCACAAAUGCCAUCGCGUCGACACCCCCGAAUGGCGGCCGGGCCCUGAUGGACCUAGCACUCUCUGCAAUGUGUGCGGCCUGGUGUACGCCAAGCGGGAGCGAAAGAAGGAAGAGUCGACGAUGCCCACUUUUGGGUCCCCCAGUUUCUCUUGA